AUGGCUGAUGCGCUGGAAAUGAAGUUUCAGGCCAUAGUGGAGACGCCCCAGAAGAACUCAGACGGUCCAGCCGUUGUACAGCCUCGGAUGUUCAGCAUGCAGGCCAAACAGCAUCUGGUGAAUCGCCUCAAACCUACACAGCAAGGCUUCAUUGCAUUGGACAACUUCAUGAAGUUACCUGUCGCAGAGGAGUAUCAGCUGCGAAAAAACUCCACAACCGAAGGCGAAUGGAAACUGGUGCCAUUUUUCGAAUGGUUCUUCAGAUUGGCUGAGAUUGUCAACAAAUAUCUGUAUACAAAGGAGGACGCCGAAAAUCUUCUACGAUGUGUGCCACGAUCGGUUUUGCUAGUCCGAUUCUCUGAUAUUGAAUAUGCAAAAAUAAAAAUCUCAGUAAAGGAUAGAAACGGAGAGGCGUUAUAUUUUGCAGAGAUUCGACAUCAUUGGUAUGAGCACAGCGAUCUAAACGCAAGAAUUCUCUCAAAAGAACUGCUGGCAAACCAACGAUUUGCACAAAUUGAUUUGAUUUAUCCGGAUAUAGACCUGGAGGUCGCUCUUGGAGGACGAGAAAAGCCGCGGGUACGAGUUCCACGAAACCUGGCACCGGACGAGAUCUACUUUGACAAUCAGGGAGCAGCCACGUCGGCUUUUUAG
Molecule: messenger RNA, 651 nt
Organism: Cooperia oncophora
Lineage: Eukaryota; Metazoa; Nematoda; Chromadorea; Rhabditida; Trichostrongylidae
Source: the annotation of a GenBank genome assembly